Patiria miniata (bat star) is the source of this 2207-nucleotide messenger RNA. RefSeq names its product cytochrome P450 2J2-like. The coding region runs from base 309 to 1889 and encodes 526 amino acids. Gene Ontology annotation, cellular component: intracellular membrane-bounded organelle; cytoplasm. Gene Ontology annotation, biological process: xenobiotic metabolic process. Gene Ontology annotation, molecular function: iron ion binding; heme binding; oxidoreductase activity, acting on paired donors, with incorporation or reduction of molecular oxygen, reduced flavin or flavoprotein as one donor, and incorporation of one atom of oxygen. The transcript has 5 exons. Lineage: Eukaryota; Metazoa; Echinodermata; Asteroidea; Valvatida; Asterinidae. The record is from RefSeq and is a predicted model, not a curated record.
GUGUAGCAGUUUGAAAGACCUUUAUGACACAAAUUUACACGAGGCCUAUUGCAGGUGAUGUUUCUAUUAAUAAGCUCACGUCAUGCGCACUCUCAACAACUUUUGACCGGGUAAAGGUGAACCAAAAUAUCAACGACAUGAGUCAACAAACUUUGAGCAUACAUGUACAUAAGUGCGAAUGCCGACCAAACCAGAAUUAUGAAACAUUUUGGACCCUGCAUAAUCGAUUAUAGGAUUUGUGCAGACAGACAACACCUUGGUUGAAAAUUCUUCAUUUUAACCGGAGUUUGUGUAAUCGCUGCAUUAUCAUGAGUCGGUCGUCAGUCAUGUCUUUGCCGAGCGGCGUUUUCUGGGGGCUAGUUGAACCUCGUACGGUUCUCUUGACUGUCCUGGUGUUCCUCGGAGUUGUGUGGUUCAUCCGUGGCAGGCGGGCUGGUAAGACCUAUCGUUACCCUCCUGAUGCUGGGCGGUCCCUCACAAACGCAUAUGAAGAUCUGCGCCUUAUGGGGGAUAUGUUCAUGAAGGGAGUCUCUCAGCCUCACGAAGUAUUGACAAGGUUUUCCCAGAAGUACGGGCCUGUUUUUAGUGUUACCCUUCCGUACCUGCGGAUCGUGGUACUGAGUAGCUACGAAGCUAUACGGGAAGCCUUUCAAAACCAGUUGCUUAGCGACCGACCGGUCAUUCACGUCCUGAAGCAUGGGGUCAAAGGUCACGGGGUUGCAUUUUCCUCGGGAGAAACUUGGAAAGUCCAACGGAAGAUGGUCUUGAAUUUCCUGCGAGCCUUCGGCGUGAAUCGAUCCAGCUUUGAGGAGAAGAUAGCCCUUGAGGCUAGCCAUCUGAAUGCCGAGCUACGCCAGCUGGACGGCCGGGCCUUCAACCCAUCACACCUGUUUGCUAACGCCGUCUCCAACAUCAUCUGCUCUGUGGUCUUUGGCCAAAGAUACGAAUACUCCGACCCUAGGUUUAAGAAGCUCCUACGGGCCGUGUACCGUAACGUGGCUAUCAUAGGCGGCAACACUGGUCCGUUACAAAUGCUACCCUUUGCAUACCUUUUGAAGCCAUUAAUACCUGUUCUGAAAGAAACUGAGGAUAACGGCAAGCUGAUCAACAACUUUGCCAAGGAGGUCCUAGAGGAGCACCAGAAGGAUUUUGACCCGGACAAUCCCCGCGACUUCACCGAUGUCUUCCUGCGGAAGAUGGCUGCUGCGACGACUGAAGGUGAGAGUGACAAGGACAGUAAUAACAAUGAGUCCAUCUUGACUGUCCACAACAUGUGCGCCACUGCCUCGGAUCUGUUCGUAGCCGGCACGGAGACCACGUCUACCUCGCUCCGCUGGGGGUUGCUCUACAUGAUGGCCCGGCCGGACAUCCUGGAAAAGGUUCAGCAGGAGUUGGAUGCGGUGGUUGGGAGAGGUCGUCUGCCUAGAAUGUCCGAUAAGCCUAAUCUACCAUACACAGAAGCCACACUGAUGGAGCUGCAACGCGUCGCUAACAUCCUACCACUUGGGAUACCUCACCAAGCGUCUGAGGACACCACCAUCCUGGGUUUUGAUAUACCUAAAGGCUCCGUCAUCAUGCCCAACAUGUGGGCCUUGUCUACUGAUUCUAAGCUGUGGCAGGAUCCGGAGACAUUCCGUCCUGAACGGUUCUUGGAUGAGACUGGACGUAACGUGGUCAAGCAAGAGGAACACAUCCCGUUCAGUAUUGGUCGUCGCAUGUGCAUCGGAGAACAACUCGCCAAGAUGGAACUCUUUAUCUUCCUAACGCAUCUCUUCCAUCAGUUCACGAUCAAGAAGCCAGACGGUUCUCCUCCUAUCUCCUUCAAGGGGGUCAUGGGUGUCACCCUCUCGCCUCUUCCUUAUGAAGUCUGUGUCAUUCCUCGUUCUUAAAGAACAUCAACACCCCACUGGGUGUCCAACCACAUAUCUAAGAUUAGACUAAGACAACCAGGCAGAGGAUGCUAAUGCAGCACCAUCGUUAAUGAGCUGUGGUCAUAAGAACAACUUUGACUCUCUCGCUUUUCAAACUUUUCCUCUGCAUGUAAAGAUUAAACUUGCUGAAUUUGUUAUUUUCAGUGAGACGGGUUUUCCCUUUCUUAUCUCAUUGGAUAUUCAUGUUCUACAUACAUUGCAGGGUGAGUAAAAAAAACACGAAACCCAAAUGUCGGGACUAUUGUUUAAGUGAAGUUCUGCAUGUAGCACUUUCAA